Molecule: messenger RNA, 882 nt
Organism: Scophthalmus maximus (turbot)
Lineage: Eukaryota; Metazoa; Chordata; Actinopteri; Pleuronectiformes; Scophthalmidae
Gene: npffl
Product: neuropeptide FF-amide peptide precursor like
Exons: 3
Coding region: 156-542 (128 amino acids)
Molecular function (GO): neuropeptide hormone activity
Source: RefSeq, a predicted model, not a curated record
CACCGCACACAGAGGACACUUCCCCCUGCACCAGGACGAGCCCCUUCCUCUGCCGCCCGGAGUCAUCAGGCGUGAGCAGACAACUCAGAUCUUCCUCUCCCUCUGUUUUUCGUCACCAGCGGUCAUCCGAACUCCUCAACCGAGACUGUGAGACCAUGGACGCGGCUGCAGUGGUGACUCUUCUGGCUCUGCUUGUGGCGAUGGCCGGCGUCAGUCAGGCCCUUCACAUCCAAGGGGGUCUGGACAAAAAUGAAAUCCCGCCCGGCAGCUCAGAGGAGAUCGUGGCCGACCGCCUGCUGGGACUGGAGAGUGAAAACACAGAUAGCAGCAUUGACGAUCGUCUGCUGACCUCAGUGCUCAGAGCUCUGCUGCUCGGAUCGCAGAGAGAAACCAGGAGCUCAGUCCUCCAUCAGCCACAGAGGUUUGGCCGUGAUUCCAGAGGGCAAGGUGUGAUGGAGGAUCAAAUGCAUCCCCGUAACUGGGAGGGGGCCCCCAGUCAGAUCUGGAGUAUGGCCGUGCCCCAGAGGUUUGGCAAGAAGUAACCUGGCAGGCCGAUCUGCACAUCACUGUCCCGGCACGAGGCCGAGCAGCGGGCAAAUGUGGAGAGACUAAAUUUGAAUGAAUGAAUCUGAAUUAUGUGUAAAACUCUCUGUUCCUUUCAACAUCGCCACAACCCAUGGGGCCCGACUUGACACCCCGUCGUUUACCCACAGAUGACGAGAGCCUCGGUUUCGUCUCUCCCGGUUUUCCAACAACGCAAAGCAUGUAAACUGGUGCCUAUUAAAGUUUUCUGAGCAGACCUCAUCUGUCCUGACUUGAACAACAGUGAGGACCAAAAGUUUUUGCUGUAAAUUUGCUGCAAUAUUUUUGUUAUCCCUUUGU